Messenger RNA from Pelobates fuscus (common spadefoot toad), 1091 nucleotides. RefSeq names its product long neurotoxin homolog TA-bm16-like. The transcript is spliced from 3 exons. NCBI's taxonomy places the organism in Eukaryota, Metazoa, Chordata, Amphibia, Anura, Pelobatidae. The record is from RefSeq and is a predicted model, not a curated record. The coding region runs from base 53 to 382 and encodes 109 amino acids.
AAGGUCAAGGAUAUAGAAGAGAGACAGUAAAUCUAAGCCAAGAACAAACAUAAUGAAAAUGAAACAUUUAUUACCAGUUAUUUUUGUCAUACUUCUGAGCUGUCAAACAGGCUAUGCUCUGCAGUGUUACACGUGUGACGUAGGACUAUGCGAUACAAAUUCUACAAUUGUGACAUGCCAGUCAGGAGCUGUCUGCGGAAAACUGACUUCAAGUGGAUAUAGUGCAAAGGUGUGCGCUCCAACAUCUAUAUGUGAUACUACGGUUUCCGGUAUACGUACGUACUGCUGCUCCACCGACCUCUGUAACUCGGCUGUAUCUGCCAAGGUGUCUUUUGUCACCGUUAUUGCCGCCCUUGUGGCCCUGCGGAUGACCAAGCAAUAACGCUCAUGAAGAAUAUCUCCACCAGCUUAAUGAAGGAACAUCUGAGACCGGAGAAAGUCCAUUUUUAAACCAUGUUCUCCUAAUCAUUUGUAUAGUCUACCUCUUGCUACCUUCCUUCCCCUAUAGAGCACAUACCUGUUGUUACACAAUGACUGUCCACCCCCACUUUCUGUUUUUUAUACACACACGUACAGACAAGGGAUGACUUUGGUCUUGGUGGGAAAUGAAAAUAAAUGGGCUUUUUGCACAAGAAACACACAGAUCUCUAUGUAACUGGUCCUUUUACAUUGCUCAAUGUGAGAAAGGGAAUGACCGGCGUAAGCUACUGUACACAUGAGUUAUGACAUCAUAUAUUCUCAUAUAUUCAGGCGCCCAUACAUCGCUACCCUCGUAUUGCACAUAACUCAUUCCUACCAAUGGAAAGGAUGGGCUUGAACUUAGCUGUAUCUGCCAGAAUGUAUUUUGUCACUGUUAUUGCGGCCGUUGUAUUCCCACAUGUGACUUAGCAGAGAAGCUCAAAAAGCACCUUACCCAGCUUAAUGAUGGGUCUGGGAACUGAGAAAGGAUAUACCUUAUGAAACUUAAACAUUUGCCAUUCAUACAAUCCAACUUUCCCAAAUACAGCAGGUGCCUAUUCUCCCCCGUAGACCAACUACCACCUCUUACAGAUUCUUAUACAUACCUUUAUACUCAUCAGAAUAUUCUUUAU